UGCCGACCUAUUCCGACUUUGCAUCGUGUUUUCGGUAUCGUGAAGCGAGGUAGAACGAGGUGGGUUUUUGUUCCACCUCCACUAGUGGUGCACCUCCCCUCCGCCCGCAACUGAAUAGCCAACGUUCUGUCAUUUCCGGUGAAGUCCUAUCAAGGUUGACAUGAUACUCACUACACUUCUUUUUGUCCCUCUGCUCACGCUGGUCGUUUCGAGUCUUCCAAUUUUGCCGGACUCCGAGCUGUAAGUCCAUUUAUUUGCUCCGAGGGACAACUGUGAGUGACUGUCGUAGGAUGUCAGCAGAAAUGCAAGAGUCUGCGCAAGUAGUUUUUCGUUUGCAUUCAUCACAUCCAGAUGACUUCCAUCACGACGCUCUCUUGGACAUCGGGGCCACGUCCGCUGCUGCAGAUGAUGGCUACCUUUCGUUUGAUGCAGUAUACGGGCCGACUAUCGUAGAAGGUCUUCGGCCUUUUGGUCAACGGAUCGCAACUGUGGUCGGCUCAGGAGAUGAAGUGCCAACUACGCACAACCUCCCAGACCUCGUCACUAAAUAUGGGAAGGCAGAUUUCUUGACUUCUGCUUCUACCCUCUUCCUCAUCUUCUCAUGCGCUAUUGCGCUGCUUGCACUGGCCUGUGUGGGCCUAAGAUUGUAUGCCAUCAAACACUUACAUACCCAAAUUCUUUGGUCUCACAUGGCUUGGCAAAGUCUGCCCCAUGUUGAAAAGCAUGCAGUGUUAUCUUCCUGCAGGAGAAAUUCAGACACUGGAACAGCUAUAGCAGUAAUGCAGAGCGCACUGAAUGAGAAAUCCGAGGAACCCCCGUAUUUCAGUGCUGGCACGUCCGCUCUAUUGUCCUAUGUCUCCAUCACCACCUCCGAUGCCUUAGAAGAAGACUCAGAGGACGAAAAGUUCCACGAUGCUGUAGACAUUCCGUCGUCUCUCGGCGUGCAAGACCUUCCGUUACCUGAUUCACCUUCGCGGGUUCUUUCUUUAUCACCCAUCACAACGGCACUUGACCCUACCCCAGAUGAUCGAUUCACUCCUCCACACGCAUGUGUACACCCAGCAAUAGAUCCUGAAGCUCGUGAACCCCCUGCGCGUCCAUCCUGGUCUGUGCGGGCCGCUAGUUCUGUUCCUGCACCUCCUUUGUCCCCGCUUAUCCAUCCUCGCAGUCGCGCAUACCGCGCUGUGCCUGAGUUUGAUGUUGCUCUAGCGAUGCAGCUCAGGCCAGGCCGCGGCGUUGGCGCUGACCCAGCGUGGAUGGUGCGCUUCUUAAUGGCUAUUUUUGGAUGGUUUGCUGUUGCGCUUACAGGAAACCAAUAAUUCUAGUGCAGGUUGGAAUUCUAUUUGUAUGCCCGCCGACCCUGACCUGCCACGAGGUUCCGGUUUAUGACUGCUAUUACAGGGCGUAGGGGUGCUGUGCUCCCUGAAACUUCUGUAUAUUUGUGAAGAAAUCUGUUACAUGGAAGGAACAUUGCAGUCGCAUCAACAGUAUAUUCAUUCCUAUGCCAUCAAUUAUCUUGCAAUUUUGAUACCUUCCAUGACACCCUAUGACACCCUAGUUCGCUCCAUAGCAAAAUGGUUCAAAGUUUAUUCUGUGAUCAACUUUCUCGACCACAUCUUUCCAACCGCAUUGUAACCGAACUCGACAGCAUGUAACUUGUUACUUGAGUACAUACGUAAUUGCGAUCUGGCAUGUAAGUUUAGCAAUUUCAAAUGAAUUUCCUUCUUCUCCGAGUC
Messenger RNA from Suillus subaureus, 1736 nucleotides. RefSeq lists its product as uncharacterized. NCBI's taxonomy places the organism in Eukaryota, Fungi, Basidiomycota, Agaricomycetes, Boletales, Suillaceae. The transcript is spliced from 2 exons. The record is from RefSeq and is a predicted model, not a curated record. Bases 291 to 1319 code for a protein of 342 amino acids.